ACCAGGCAUCCUGGCCCGAAGUUUCCCAAAUCCGGGCGGCUAGAGGCCCACUGCUUUUCAACUACCAGCUGAGGGGGUCCGUCCCGAGAAGGGAGAAGAGGCCGAAGAGGAACCAUGAACUUCUAUUUACUCCUAGCGAGCGGCAUUCUGUGUGCCUUGAUGAUUGUCUUCUGGAAAUAUCGCCGCUUUCAGAGAAACACUGGCGAAAUGUCAUCAAAUUCAACUGCUCUUGCACUAGUGAGACCCUCUGCUCCUGAGUUAAUUAACAGCAAUACAGACAACGAUCUUGCAGUCUACGACCUCUCUCGGGAUAUUUUAAAUAAUCUCCCACGCUCAAUAGCCAUGCAGAAGCGAGUAAACCUCAAUGUAGUGGAAAACAAGCUGGUUGAACUGGAAUAUACUGUACUUAUCAAGGGUUCCAGACGUGCAUCACGUCACCGGAAAUCCACCUAA
Molecule: messenger RNA, 453 nt
Organism: Nomascus leucogenys (northern white-cheeked gibbon)
Lineage: Eukaryota; Metazoa; Chordata; Mammalia; Primates; Hylobatidae
Product: kita-kyushu lung cancer antigen 1 homolog
Source: RefSeq, a predicted model, not a curated record